AUGUGACACAUAUCGGUGCUGCUGCUACUGCUUCUCAGGAAAUGUGCACUUCCGUCUUCUGUCAUCUCGAGCAAAAACACAUCUUCUUUUCCAGUGCAGUCUCGAUGGUGUAGCAACAUCUGGGCCUGGCUGUGAUCAGAGAAAAAUGAAUCUAUUUAUAGGCUCUUUAUCAGAGAACAAACAGAGCGCAACUGCUGCUACCCAGAGAGAGAAGAGAGAAGAGAGAGAGAGGAGGGAGCUUUCGUUUUCUCUCUAGAGACGCGAGGAAGUGAUUUGGCCGCUUGUGCAGUGAGAAGGUGAGGUGUUUUUGCUUUGUGAUGGAGUUUUCUGAGCACAUCAAGACCGCCAAUGUGGAGGAGGUUGAGCUCCGGCAGCAGCUCCAGCCGCCGUUCAGAGGCACCCUGUGCAUCACCGGUCACCACCUGCUCUUCUCGGACAGGGAGGAGGGCAGCUGUCGGCAGGUCCUGCUGCUCCUCAGGAACAUCGAUGCCAUUGAGAAAAGUGUGGAAAACCUUUUGGCCUGCUCCGGCCUCUUCUCUAACGCAGGCCGCAGUCAAAGCAGGAUGUCUGGAUCCUCAGGGACGAUUACCAUCAAGUGUAAAGAUCUGCGAGUGCUCCAGCUUGACAUCCCAGGCAUGGAGCGGUGUCUCAACAUUGCCCGCUCUAUCGAGACCCUGUCCUGUCUGGACGCUGUGUCGGAGAUGUAUCCUUUCUUUUACAGACCUUCUGACGUCAGCCUGCGGGACCAGUGGGGUCUCUCGUCCCCUGAAAAGCACUACAGUCAAAUGAAGGAACUUCAUGAUAGGUGGAGGUUGAGCUUUGUGAACAGAGACUACUCGGUGUGUCCUUCUUACCCUCCGGCUGUCAUCGUCCCCAAGAGCACAGAUGAUGAAAUGCUGGAGAAGGUGGCCAAAUUCAGACAGGGAGGACGCUUCCCUGUCCUCUGCUACUACCACAGGAAAAACGGCACGGUAAUCAUGCGCUGCAGUCAGCCGCUGACGGGAGCAAAUAGGAAGCGCUGCAAGGAAGACGAAGGCCUCCUCCAGGCUGCUAUUGACGGCUCCGACAAAGGUUACAUCAUUGACACGCGCUCCACUCAGCAGGCGCUGCAGGCCCGGAUGACAGGCGGAGGAGGGUUCGAGUCCAAAUCGUGUUAUAGCAACUGGAAGAGGCUGCACAGACAGAUGGAGAGGGGUAAAGCGCUGCAGGAGAGUCUAAUCAAACUGGUGGAGGCCUGCGGUGACGAGUCCAAUAACAUGGACCGUUGGCUUAGUAAGCUGGAAAACUCAAAGUGGCUGUCUCACGUUCAAACUGCCCUGUCGACUGCUGGCCUGCUGGCGGAGUGUGUGGAGAGGGACGGCCAUUCGGUUCUGGUUCACGGCUCUGAAGGGACAGACUCGACUUUGCUCAUCAGCACUCUGGCUCAGCUCAUCAUGGACCCGUGCUGCCGCACACUGGAGGGCUUCCUGGCUCUGCUGGAGAGGGAGUGGGUACAGGCAGGACAUCCAUUCCAGCAGCGGUGUGCCCACUCGGCCUACUCCCACGCCCGUCUCCAGCAGGAGUCCCCGGUCUUCCUGCUGCUGCUGGACUGCGUGUGGCAGCUGUGGCGUCAGUUCCCCCUGGCACUGGGCUUCUCUGAGGCGCUACUCCUGAGGCUGGCCACCGAGGCCUACGCGUCUGAUUAUGGCACCUUUCUGUGUAACAGCCACCAAGAGAGGUGUGCUCUGGGAGUGACGGAGAACACUCACUGUUUGUUCCAGGCCCUGUUGAGGCCCAGAGAGAGAGACUGCUACUCCAACCCCCUGUAUGAGCCCACUGAGCUGGCAAUCUGGCCCUCAGUCCACCCUCAGUCCCUACAGCUUUGGAGAGGCUUUUUUCUGAGGUGGACGCCACAGAAUCGCCACCUUGAAGAGGCUCAGGAGGAAAUAAGGAACAUGGUCCUCGAGUGGGGCAAGCUGGCAAUCAGCUGAUGCACGAAGAAGUGAAGAUGUUCAGCCUGAACAUGUAGAGCAUGUUUUAAGGAGGGAUGUAACCAAUGUGCAAUGCCUUUUGACUCUGGAAAUGUUAUUUCAGAAUUUUUGACAACCUACUGUGUUUUAAUGUACAUUAAUGUGAUUUUUUAUUAUUUUAUAAAAAAAUUGUAUAAGAAAAAUAA
Molecule: messenger RNA, 2155 nt
Organism: Sebastes umbrosus (honeycomb rockfish)
Lineage: Eukaryota; Metazoa; Chordata; Actinopteri; Perciformes; Sebastidae
Exons: 11
Coding region: 318-1970 (550 amino acids)
Biological process (GO): negative regulation of autophagy
Source: RefSeq, a predicted model, not a curated record